Messenger RNA from Ceratosolen solmsi marchali, 998 nucleotides. Its product is annotated as Down syndrome critical region protein 3 homolog. The transcript is spliced from 5 exons. The record is from RefSeq and is a predicted model, not a curated record. The coding region runs from base 191 to 964 and encodes 257 amino acids. Gene Ontology annotation, biological process: intracellular protein transport. Lineage: Eukaryota; Metazoa; Arthropoda; Insecta; Hymenoptera; Agaonidae.
CCAUCGGGGUUGCGGGUCCCUCGAGCGCGUACACACGCGACCACGUGUCACACGCUCGCACACAUGCAGCAGUUUGAUUGGAAUCUCGUGAUUAACGAUUUGGAAAGAUUAUGUGGCGCGCGAGAACCUUAGUGGAUUAAUUCUUUUGCAAACAAAUGUUGAUGUAAAGCAUGAUGGGAUAUUCUUAACAAUGGAGGGUGCUGUGAAUCUACAAUUAAGCUCAAAAUCUUUUGGUAUAUUUGAAGCAUUUUACAAUUCAGUAAAACCAAUACAGUUGGUGCAAUAUACAAUCGAAGUUGCCCCAGUUGGUAAAAUACCAAGCGGUAAGACAGAAAUCCCUUUUGAAUUGCCAUUGAAACCCCGUGGCACCAAGACACUUUAUGAAACUUAUCAUGGAGUUUUUGUCAACAUACAAUAUAUGAUUCGUUGCGAUAUUAAAAGAAGUUUUCUUGCAAAGGGUGUUAGUAAAUCAUUAGAGUUUAUUGUAGAAGAUAAGCCUGUUGAUGUUUUGGAUAGAGCACCUAAUAAAACUGUAUUUUUUCAAAUAAUACCAGAGUCCCUUCAAAAUACUAGAGAAAACACGACUGUUCCAAAAUUUUGUAUCUCUGGAAAGUUAGAUUCGCUCUAUUGUAAAUUACCAGAACCAUUAACUGGAGAAGUUCUUAUAGAACAUUGCGAGGCUGUCAUUAAAUCUAUAGAGUUGCAGUUAGUAAGAGUAGAAACAUGCGGUUGCGCCGAUGGAUAUUCAAGAGAUGCAACUGAAAUUCAAAACAUACAAAUUGGAGAAGGAAACGUAUGUUCAGGACUUGCCAUUCCAAUUUACAUGAUUUUUCCACGACUGUUUACCUGUCCUACUUUAAUUACGAGUAACUUUAAAGUUGAAUUCGAAGUUAAUCUGAUUGUUGUAUUUGAAAAUGACUAUCUAGUGACAGAAAAUUUUCCUAUUAUCUUGGCAAGGCACUGAACCUUCUAUUAUGUUAUUAUGUUAUUAGUUUUAU